Messenger RNA from Hippopotamus amphibius kiboko, 1053 nucleotides. Its product is annotated as centrin-4. The coding region runs from base 113 to 619 and encodes 168 amino acids. The transcript is spliced from 5 exons. Lineage: Eukaryota; Metazoa; Chordata; Mammalia; Artiodactyla; Hippopotamidae. Gene Ontology annotation, cellular component: centriole; centrosome. The record is from RefSeq and is a predicted model, not a curated record. Gene Ontology annotation, molecular function: calcium ion binding. Gene Ontology annotation, biological process: nucleotide-excision repair; centriole replication; mitotic cell cycle.
GGUGGGCGAGAGCGGCCUUAGCAACGGCUGGCUGGCUGUGAGGACUGCGCUUGGGCUGCACGGCGGGCGGGUGAAGCCGGGAGGUCCCCGGCUCAGGGUGCCGGUUGGGGACAUGGCAUCCAACAGCCGCACAAGUUCAGACCAAUGGAAGAAAAGAGCAGCAAAAAUUGAACUGAAUGAAACCCAAAAGCAAGAAAUUAAAGAGGCUUUUGACUUAUUCGAUGUUGAUGGGUCUGGAGCCAUAGAUGUGAAAGAACUGAAGAUUGCAAUGCGGGCCUUAGGAUUUGAACCAAAGAAAGAAGAAAUUAAAAAAAUGAUAGCUGAAAUUGACAAAGAUGGAAUCGGCACCAUUAGUUUUGAAGAUUUUUUUGCCAUGAUGAGUAUAAAAAUGAGUGAAAAAGAUGAAAAAGAAGAAAUAUUGAAGGCUUUCAAAUUAUUUGAUGAUGAUGAUACAGGAAGUAUAUCACUAAACAAUAUCAAGAGGGUUGCCAAGGAACUAGGAGAAAAUUUGACAGAUGAUGAACUUCAGGAAAUGCUUGAUGAAGCUGAUCAUGAUGGGGAUGGAGAAAUAAAUGAGGAAGAAUUUUUGAGAAUGAUGCAAAAGACCACUCUUUAUUAAUACCAUUUUUUGCUCCUUCUGGAAAGUUGUUAAGUUUGUGUUUAAGUUCCAUAAUAUCUGUAUGUAUUCAUUUUCAGUAUUUAGUUUAUAUAUACAAACUGGUCUCUUGGUGUCUAAUCCAAGUUACAUGUUUCUACCAAUAUGUUGUUAAAUCUAUAGUAUUAAGAAACAAAGAAAAUGUAGUGACUUCCUUGAACUGUGAAUCCAAGAACAGUAUUAAUUCCAAGUGCUAUUUUUAGAGCCCCAGGGUCCAAAGACUUAGAUUUUUUUUUUUUUAAUUUAAGAAAAUUGGUCCCACAUCAUAUGAAUUUGACAAGCAAGCCAUUACUUUCCCUAUUAUUUUCCUUUUGUGCAACUCUAAAAAUGAUGAACAUUUGCUUUUUAACCAGUUAUUCAGAUGUGUAAAAUCUUAAAUGAAACUGUCUGGCAACUUC